UGUUCAGCCCUAUCAUUAGUGGUACCGUAGUAAAAACAAAAGAAUAAUAAUUUAUAUAUAUAUAUAUGAACAACAACAACAAUAUGACAUAUUGCAUCAUUUCAUUAAUUUAUGUUAGGAAAAUCUGAAUUACAUGGGACUUAAGAGUGUACAUAACAGUCUGGCUGUUACGCCAAGCCAGCAGAGGGAGCCCUUACCUCUGGAUGACCUGUGAUCACUUCCUCUGCUGCUACGUCCUGUUUUGAGACUAUAAAUUCUGAAGCAGGCCCCUCACCUGCAGGUUGCAUUGUUUGUUUAAAGUUAGCCUAGCUUUGUGUUUCCUUUGUUAGAGAUUCUUUGAAUGUUUGCUGCCUGACCUGACCUCUGCCUGUUUUUUGGAUUCAGUCGUCGCCUUGCCUCUGAUACUCCUGUUUGCUGUGUUUCGACGUCUGCCUGCUUUGACCGUGCCUUCGUCCAAUAAAAGCCUGCGAAUGGAUCCGCACGCCUCAGACCCCUCAAUCGUGACACUGGCAUUGUUAACCUUUGAUUAACUGAUCAUCAGCAUUUAACUGCCUCUGGACAUAACACCAGCCAUAACACUGAGGUCUACAGACACCAGCAACGUUCUUCGAGAAGCAUUUCCAAACAGUUUGAAGUCCAUCAUUCUACAGUAAGAUCGCAUAUAACAUUACCACAAAUGAAACAACCAAAUAAAAGUGAAUAAUCCUUCUAAAUAAAAAAUUACAACAACCAUUCACCUCAGAGAGUAGAUAUGGACAUGCUUGCCUGCGGCCAUGGUGGCCGUGUACUAACCUGAAGUUUUUAAAAGCUUUAAACUGGAUGUGUGAAGUGAGCCACAAUCUUUACACCAAAACUCUGUGAAAGGAAAAGGAUAUCAGUACAAGACGAGAGGUGACGGAUCCGUGGUCAAAAUACAGGCAGGUUGGAGCAAUAAUAGAUGGGUAUGGCAUGGACAAGACACAAGAAUAGUCCAGCGAACAAGUGGGGGUCAGUCAACAGCAGGUCCACAAGCUAUAAUCCAAAUCAGUGGCAAACAGGGUCCAAGAUGGCAAGACAAGGUCGCCGAAGGAAGCCAUGAAGUGAUCUUCACCCCGAUUGAAAUUUUUCUCUCCACAAAUCAGACACUCUUGAUGGCAUGCGUUAGAAGAGAAGAAAAGAGAAAGAUACAGUAGAAGAAAGAGUUAAAGAUAAACAAGUGAUGUGUGACUCAACAAUGCCAUACUACAAGACAGAGCUCAUGCAAUCCAGUCACCCUGAAGACACACAGGAAGUCGAGAAGAAGCCUGUGAAACGAUCAGUUUCAGAUUCCUGCUUCAGUCGCUUCAGCGCUAAAUGACAUGCAAAAUGAAACUGAAAUGUCAUCUUGCAGUUGUCCAGUUGCUGGACACUUGCUGCUGUAUUUGAACAGGUGUAGUGUAGAAUCCAAGUUGAGAGUAAUGAUUCUUUUCUCAAGGAUCUUGGAUGCGUUCAGCUGCUGAGAUAAAAUCCAAAUAUAAACGUGUAGUGAGCAGAAAUGACAGAGACACUGAGCAGGCAUGGGAUGUGUGUGGUGUGUCAGUGGAUCAGGCUCAAUCUGACGCUGCAAGAGUAAACACCGAGCUGAUCGACAGCUUCCUUAUUCCUCAGAAAUGAAACUUAAGUGCAGCGCUGUGCAGCCCCGAACAGAUUCUUCCCUUUUCAGUAAACACCAGCAUGACAACUGUGGAAAUAAGUAAAACUGCGGUUUCUCAUUGAAAGCCCGAACUGUCGAGUUUAAAAGACCCCUGCUCCCAUGUCUCAGAACAGAUGAAUAGUAUCUGACAAGAGACUGGAACAUGAGCGUUCUCAAACUUAUCCUUUUAGUCAGCUUCGGCACACAGUGUCACACAGUCACGGUGAAUCUGAGUGUCCAGCCGGAGCAGAACAUUUCUCUGCCCUGCUUCCUGAACUCCAGCUCGGAGAUGGCAUGGUAUCGUCUGAGCUCUGAGAAGAUUACUUUACUCGUAUCGGCAACAAAAGGAAACCUGAAAAAAGAUUUCAUUAUUUGCCAUAAUAAGGAUGAAAGUCACUUCAGUCUGGAAGCCGACCGGAAGCUUGAGUCGGUCAGUUUGGCUAUCAGCGGGGUCCUAGAGUCCGAUCUGGGGCUGUACUACUGCGCUCUCGGGGUCAGUGCAAAGACGAUGCACUUUGGGACUGCCGUCAGACUCACUUUUGCAGAUGCUGAUGUGCAGCGCUCGUCAGAGAGUGUGGGCUGCAGGACGCUCUCGGUCUGUGCUUGGGUCGUGUGUGGGUUUAGCAGUCUUCUCUGCAUGUGUGUGGUCUGUUACAGGCAAGACCUGCAGAAGAGCCCUCAGUCAAGCUUGAUCAAUGGCCCACCAGUCACAGGAAGGUGGCACCAGUCUGUCAUUAGGUCACCAGGAACCCUUGCAAGGCUUCAAAAUGUUCCUAGGACAGGUGACCCAGGGAGGAGGCACCAUCUGACCAGCCUAGAUUCACAUCCGACGGGGGACCAGGAGGUGGAUUUGGCUCCACCACAGCUAUCUGCCACCUGGUCAAUAAAAAAGGAGUUUCCUUCUUCUCUGAGUGUAGGACGUUCUAUCUCCUACCACGGCACCUUCCACUCUGUUCAGCACAGGAACUCUAAGUCUCUUCAGUCCCUCCUGUUGGCUUCUCAGGCUUUGUGUUCCAGUUCGCCAGGUGACCGCCCAAGUACAGUCAGUGCAAAGCGAGAAUGCUGCUGUUCAUCACGCGGAGGUUGCAACCCUUCUCUUGAAGGGUACAGUCGAGUCUGAACACCUAGCUGAGAAGAAGGUGGGUUUUUACAGCCCAUAGUUCAUUGUACCUAAGAAAGGCAGAGGGCUCAGGCCAAUCCAGCAUUUGAGAACUCUGAACCGGCCCCUUGAUGAAAUUGGCCUAUCUUAGCAAUGUGUUUGGAAAGCAAAACAAAUUAAAUCUUCAGCUUCAAGGCAAAGACAAGCAUUCACCUCAUCUAGGGGCAGAUGCACCUCGAUGAGGGAAAUACUGCUGCCUUUGAAAAUCUGCAUGAAAUUGUUGAAACCAGAACUUCUGUACUGUACAUGUAUUAACCUGCACAUCUCUACAUUGACAGAAUUGUUUAAAAAAUACUUUCCAAACAACAGCAUCUAUUUAAUAUGACAGGUUUGUAUUUGAGUUUUAUUUACUAUAUUUUUUUGUAAUUAGCACGAUUGAUUUUUAAUCUGAGGUUUCCAGACACUGACUUUGGAGUGCAGGAAGAGGAGUUUGACCAUUCUUCUUCAUUUUGCUACAUCCUACAUUUGUGAGAUGGGAUUUUUAGCUGUUGCUUCACUGAAAAAGUGUGUGUGUGUGUGUUUGUGUGUGUUAACUUCCCUGCUGUUUGUGCCCAUUUGGGUGGGUUAAAUGUAGAGCACAAAUUCCAACUAUGAGACACCAUAACCUGGCCACAUGUUAUGUCACGUUCCUUUCUUUCCUUUCCUUUUCCUUCCCUGAAAACCUCUCUAUGUAACUAGAUCCUGGACUUUCUGACGGGCAGACCUCAGUCAGUCCAGAUCAGGAACAGCAUCUCCAGCACCCCCACACUGAACACUGGAGCUCCUCAGGGCUGUGUGCUCAGUCCACUGCUGUUCACUUUGCUGACUCACGACUGUGCAGCAAUGCACAGCUCCAAUCAAGUUCGCUGAUGACAUGACCAUGGUGGGUCUCAUCAGCAAGAACGACAAGUCAGCAUAGAGAGAUGCAGCAGCUUACAACUUAGAGCCAACAAUCUAUAUCUGAACGUCAACAAGACCAAGGAGAUGAUUGUUGACUUCAAGCGAGCAAAGAGUGACUAUUCUCUGCUGUCCAUCGACAGAUCC
Molecule: messenger RNA, 3833 nt
Organism: Puntigrus tetrazona (Sumatra barb)
Lineage: Eukaryota; Metazoa; Chordata; Actinopteri; Cypriniformes; Cyprinidae
Exons: 7
Coding region: 1815-2771 (318 amino acids)
Biological process (GO): response to bacterium
Source: RefSeq, a predicted model, not a curated record